Molecule: messenger RNA, 7056 nt
Organism: Danio rerio (zebrafish)
Lineage: Eukaryota; Metazoa; Chordata; Actinopteri; Cypriniformes; Danionidae
Source: RefSeq, a predicted model, not a curated record
CCCACAAUGUUAUAGUGCUAUCGCUCUCGGCAGAGGGGCAGCUAUUCUUAGGCUGUCUGUCCAGUUCAUCUGAGCAGGCAAGAAAACUCUUCCUCUAGCUCAUACAGUAGCUCUUCUCUGUUGCUACUUUGCAGUUUGGAGGCUGUUUGGUACGUGCCCCGCCCCCUCCCAAAUCCAUUUUCCCCAUCCAUUUGGAGAAAUUCUGUUGCUUAAACAAUACAAAGGCUUUUUUGAACAAUGACUUCGUACAACGUGUCACUCUCUGGACCUCCACCUUGGGGCUUCCGGUUGCAAGGAGGCAAGGACUUCAAUAUGCCCCUCACCGUUUCUAGGAUUACACCGGGGAGCAAGGCGGCCUCCAGCAAUCUGAUCCAGGGGGAUAUCAUCGUGGCCAUUGAUGGGGUCAGCACAGACGGGAUGACACACCUGGAGGCCCAAAACAAGAUCAAGUCUGCCAACUUCAAUCUGGCUCUCACCAUGCAAAGGUCAAAGCGACCCACCCCAGUUCCAAUUGCCACACCAAGAAUUGAAUCUCCGAUGCCUGUGAUUCCUCAUCAGAAGGUUAUUACCCACGCUCCUGCCAACAAUGAGUUCCUGCCCAGCUUCAACCCUAUAGCACUGAAGGACACUGCCCUCUCCACCAACAAGCCCAUCGAGGUGAAGGGGCCUGGAGGAAAGGCCACCAUCAUCCAUGCCCAGUACAACACCCCCAUCAGCAUGUACUCCCAGGAUGCUAUAAUGGAUGCCAUCGCUGGUCAGUCCCAGGCCAGGGGUAGCGAAAUGUCCGGUAAUCUGCCAGUUAAAGAACGUGUUAUAGACAGUGCUUCCCCAGUGUAUCAGGCUGUCAUCCCCAGUGAAAUCGAUCAACUUGGGCCCGCUGAUUGGGCCAGAAGAGCCGCCCAGCUGCAGUCCAAGUCCUUCCGCGUCCUCGCCCACAUUACUGGAACUGAAUACAUGCAAGACCCUGAUGAGGAAGCUCUGAGAAAGUCAAGGGAAAGAUUUGAAUCUGAAGCCAAAGGCCCCCGUUUUGCUAAACUGAAAAACUGGCACAAUGGCCUGUCGGCACAAAUACUCAACGUGCCUCAACUUCCAUUUUUGAUUUUACCGCUACCUAACAUUGUAUCUAGUUCUGCUGCUGAGCAUGCUCCAGUUUCUACCAGCAUUGCACCUGUCUGCCCGCCUACUAUGGCUGCUUUGCCCAAUCAGCUCCUUUCCGAGCCGCUGAUAGCCAAUCAGGCACCUGAGCCUGAAGUGGAGCUGAUUCCCGAGCAAACCACUGUCCCCAGCUACAGCUUGCAGACCUCUAUGGGCUACACUUCCCAGUACAAAACCUCCAUCUCAAGUUCUUACAGCCAGCCUCCGCCUAUGCAGCAGCCUCCGCUCAUGCAGCAGCCUCCACUCAUGCAGCAGCCUCCACUCAUGCAGCAGCCUCCACCAAUGCACCAGCAUCCACCCAUGCACCAACCUCCACCCAUGCAGCAACCUCCACUUAUGCAGCAGCCUCCACCCAUGCAGCACAGCUCCAUCCAGAUCCCUGUAGGUCCACCACCACCCAAAGUGGUCAGCACAGCCACCAUUAUGCCUGCUUCCUACCCAGCUGGUCCAGCACCAGCUCCUCCAAUGGUGCACAAGCCUGCCCCACCUCCACCUGCUCCUCCAGCAGCUCCAGCAUCGUCUUCCAACAGGCCUCCCUGGGUUACUGAUGAUAACUUUGCUCAGAAAUUUGACCCCAGCAAACCCACCCCCAACACGAAUAUCAAAGUGCAGCCUCUUCCCCAGGCGGCUCCACCACCACCAUCUAUUAUCUCUAACCCGGUUCCUGCAGCACCAAGUCCUGCAUUUAACCCCGCCCCUCCUCCCUUCAACCCUGCCCCCUUCCCACCGGUGGCUCGUGGAGUUGCUCAAAGGGCGGAGCGGUUUGCAGCUAGCAACAGGACACCUCUGUGUGCUACCUGCAACAAUAUCAUCAGGGGACCAUUCCUGGUGGCAUUGGGUCGUUCCUGGCAUCCAGAGGAGUUCAACUGCCAUUACUGCCACACAUCUCUGGCUGAUGUCAGUUUUGUGGAGGAGCAGAAUAAUGUUUACUGUGAGAACUGCUAUGAAGAGUUCUUCGCACCUACCUGUGCCCGCUGCAGCACCAAGAUCAUGGGAGAAGUGAUGCAUGCACUGCGGCAGACCUGGCACACCACAUGCUUUGUGUGUGCGGCCUGUGGAAAGCCUUUUGGAAACAGCCUCUUCCAUAUGGAGGAUGGUGAGCCGUACUGUGAGAAAGAUUAUAUUGCACUCUUUAGUACAAAGUGCCAUGGCUGUGACUUCCCUGUUGAAGCAGGAGACAAAUUUAUCGAAGCUCUUGGCCACACAUGGCACGAUACCUGCUUUGUUUGUGCGGUCUGCCACGUCAACCUGGAAGGACAACCGUUCUACUCCAAGAAGGACAAGCCUUUAUGCAAGAAGCAUGCACAUGCCAUCAAUGUGUAGCUGCUUCAAAAGCACAACUAAAUCUGUCAGAGAAGUUGCUAAAUGCAAUUGAUUUAACAUUUGCAUUCGCGUUUUUUUGGCGAGACAUCAGUGCCAAUUAAAAUGAGAGUGAAAGUCAUAUAAAAAUAAAUACAGUAUAUAAUUGGUUAAACAGCAUAUUAGUAUGUGGAUGAAUGGAUGAUACAUAAAGUAAGUGUUGUGACAUUUUUAAUCGGAAUCCAAUACAGUGCUGCAGUCGGUGAUGUCAGAACCCUGAAGACUAAUUCAUCUUUGAGAUUGGCGGUGAAUUAUGGGGCUUUCAAGUCAUGAGUAAAAACAGAUUGUUGGUAAACAUAAGUUACUACCUAAUAUCAACAUUGUCGCUCAUUUCGCAGCAGCAUGAAGCCGUUUAAACCACACACUAGAGUGUUCUUGUAAUACUAUACCACUUAAAGAUUUAUGAAAACAAGUAGUAUGAUAAUACAUGCAGUAUUGUGUUGAUUCAUAAUUCAAAUUUCUAGAAAUCUAUAGAUGUAAAUGAGACUGAAUGUCUGCAGAAUACUUUUUAUAGUAUUUUUUAACGUGUUGUUUGUACCAGCAUCUGAUAAAUAAAGCUUAAAGAAUGCUCAUAUAUAAUAUCAUAAAUAUUUAUAUAGAUAAUAAAAUAUAAUAAUUACAAUCGUAUAUUAAAAAAUAAAUAAAUGCAGAAAUAAAAAAUGCUGGAAAAAGAAAUAUGCUUGCUUUUAAAUGGGAAAAUAAAACCCUUAGUUGGUGGCAAGUCUAAAUGAUUUAGUCACUGAAUUGUUCAUUCAAAUGAUUCAUUCAAAACUGUUGUUUCAUUCAUAUAUAUAUAUGCAUUAGAUGUCGCCUUCCCUGCUGUUGUCUAUUAGAAGGAAUGCGUCAAUAGAGCCAACAUUUUAGUACAGGGUAGCGCUCCUUUGAAAUGAAUGCAGGACCAAGGUGCAGUGGAGGACUGUGGACAUUCAAAGCAAGAGAUAUACACAUAUAUCAAUGAUCAGGAGUUUUGCUGGUGGUCAGUGUGUAGACAUUUUUUUCAAUUACGAAAAAUUAUAAUUUUACAUCACUUUUCUACAUGGAUGGAUGUGACCGCACGGCAUUGCCGACAAACAGUAUGUGUUUGUGUGCAUAGAAAUGCAUCAUCCUGUUUAAUUUGAUCUAAUCCAUGUCCUGAAACACACCCCCUCUCCUGCUUUCACUUCUAAUUCUGACAGAGGGAGCGAUUUGUUUGUGAAUGAAUCUCCGUUAAGAAUGACUCGUUCACUUAGCUGACUAUAAUACAAAUUUCUGGCUCCGCAGCAUCUUGUUGUUAUAUUUCAUAACAUUGAUUGCUUAUUUUAUUUAAAAAAACUAGCAUAAGCCUGGUAUUUAGUGUAAGUUGGUGCUACUUUGCCUUAUGGUGAAUGCAGUAGAUGACUGUAUUAUCAUCAAUAACAUUACUAGUUUAGCACAAAAGUUCAUAACAUACAAAAACAUAAAAAAAGAAAUCUUACCUAUGAAAUGGUCUGCCUUUGUGCUUUGUUUUCUUUGUUUGCUUGUUACUACAUCCAUACACAGCGCGAAAGUCCAGGAUCUUCACGUAGUAACACUGGCUUGACUAGUGCAGUUGAUUGACUUUUGUCCUAGGAGCACUGUACAAAUGUGGCGGCACUAUUGACACAUGCUCAGGGUCUCUAUGUGAUAUCUAGUGUAUAUGUCUAUGGGAUAAAAUGAGUUAUAUUUGCAUUUGCGCUGAUAUUCAUGCUGAUAAAAAUGAUUCAUUUUUAGCCCAUUUCUUGAAUUUAUAAAACUCUGACUGGAUAAUGCAUGUACUAAAGUAUACGUUUCACAUACAAUAACAGGAGAACAAUGACUUACAAAAUGAACUGAAAUCAGAAGUGCUAAGUCAUGAUUUGCUACAAAAAUAUUUAUUAAAAAAAAAAAAAACUUAGAGGCAUCCCCAGUAUUUUUAAACUUCCUUACUACAAUACAAUACUUUAUAUAAUUUUACCUCACAUAACAUAACAAAUUUUGCUAAUGAAUUUGUCUCUCAUGUUAGAAAAAGUGUAAUAUGUGAGAUUUGGUGCUCGUGCCGGUUUCUAUUGUGGAAAGUGACAGUUUAUUCUUCCGGGAUUUGACAUCUUGACUGCAGCAUUCUGUAUUUUAGAGCGUUAUUAUUAUAUCCCUGAUUACACUGACAUACAUGCACCCGUUUGCCUGACAUAAUCUAACAUAUAACACUAUUUUUUCUUGUGCAUUUAUACAACAUAUUAUGAUAUUAAAGACUGAUAGAUUUAAAGGAGAAAUGAAUAAGUUAUACAUGAAUGUUGGAGAUUAUCUGAAUAAAACCUAUGCAUUUUAUUAAGCCUUAAACUCUAUAGUACACCUAAAUGUGUUUUAAUUGCAUUACUAUAUGUUUUCUGAACAAUAAUGAGGCCUGUUUAUCCCUGAAUUGGAAAUCAAUCACAAAAAGUUGUUAAAUGAAUGGAGAACAUAUGUUGAUGUAGUCUUUUUGGUGCUGAAUGUGUGUUUUAUGUGUAACUAUUUUGUCUUUUUUUGUUUCAAGUUUUUAAAAAAAUUCUUUUUUUGAGUGAAACCAAGUGAGCUAAUCCACGAUGUUAGCAUUAGCAUUGUCAUUGUUUUCAUAACUUUUUCAUAACAAUUUUAAGAAUAGGUUACACAGAAUGUGUGUCUCCCUCACAAAUCAGCCAUUAAUGUUGUGCAUUGUCACAUAUAAUGUUGUUUUGUUUUGUUAUUUAUUUUGUGAAAACCUCAGUAUUUAAAAAAUCUUUGCAAACACUGUUCUGAAUUUGCAUCGAUAAUUUAUUUGUUUUUCUUUGCCAGGAAUGUGGGGUUAAUUUCAUUGAAUUAAAUAAAUCAUUAAAAGACAGACCCACAUACCCCAAGCAUUGAAGUUGCAUAUUUAUUACAGUUCUUAAAAUUAAUAACAAACACGUCGCCUGAGACUUUGUUCUCUUUUUUUGUGGAUACAAGUUACACAACUUUUACAUGAAACCUUAAGGUUACACUACAAUACUACAGUAAUGCAAACAUGGACCAUUUGCAGUGCAUUUUUUCAUUUAUUAGUCUUUGUUAAUGUUAUUAAAAAUUGUAUUUUUGUUCACUCUUUAUUAACUAAAAAAGAAAGCUCUCUGGAUGUUAAUAACACUAUUAUAAAUGUUGAACAUACGCAUAAACUAAAAUUAGUAAAUGCUGUAAAAGGAUGUCAUUUUUAGUGCAUGUUGAUUAAUGCACACUACCUGACAAAAGUCUUGUGGUCGAUUCCAGUUGUAAGAGCAAAAAAAUAAUAACUUGACUUCUAGUUGAUCGUUUAGAAAAGUUGUAUAUUUUUCAGAUGAAUCAUCUGUUGAACUACAACCCAAUCUACGCAAAUACCGCUGAAGAUCUAUUAGAACCAGCAUGGACUUUCAAGAUUCUCACAGAAAUCAGUCAAUUUUGGUGAAGGAAAAAUCAUGGUUUAGGGUCACAUUCAGUAUGGGGGCAUGCAAGAGAUCUGCAGAAAGGAUGGCUACAUCAACAAACUGAGGUAUCAAGACAUUUGUGCUGCCCGUUAUAUUACAAAUCACAGGAGAGGGCAAAUUCCACAGCAGGAUAGCGCUACUUCUCAUACUUCAGCCUCCACAUCAAAGUUCCUGAAAGAAGGUCAGGGUGCUCCAGGAUUGGCCAGCCCAGUCACCAGAAAUAAACAUUAUUGAGCAUGUCUGGGGUAAGAUGAAGGCAUUAAAGAUUAAUCCAAAUAAUCUUGUUGAACUCUUUAAGUCCUGCAAGAACACUUUCUCUGCCUUCCAGACGACUUUAUUUGCAGUCCUCCAAGCUCAUAGGAGUCAUGCACUAUAUAUAUAUUUUUUCCACUGCACCAUGACUUCAUAUUCUGUACUGUACAUUAUUUCUGAUAAAUGACAAGACUUUUGUCUAAGCAAAGUCAGAUCUUUCUGUCCUAAUUAAAUAAUUAAAAAUAUAUAUUUUGGUAAAAUAAGCAUAAUCUAGAGGCCUUUGUCUUUCAUUUGAGCCACUUUUGAUACCAAAUGAUCAACAAGAAGUCAAGUUAUUAUUUGUUGUUCCUAAAACUUAGUCGACAAGACUUUAGUCAGGUAUUGUAAAAAAUGUUAACAAAUUAAUUCUAUUUUUGCGAAUACACUUUUAUGAAGACUUAUUUUGUGAUGUGUUGGUAUAUUUACACUUUUGAAUUUAUUCUACCUUUACACGGCUUGGGUUGAUUACUGUUUUGAGUACUAUUAACACAACAAAACUUUUGCAUGGUGUAAUACACUUAUUUCUGUUAAACUGAAAUUUGAUUGUUUAAUUUUUCUCUCUUUUUUACAUAACAUUAGUAAGUUAAUUACAAUUACAUUAAGGGUUGUGUUCAGGAGUUGAAAGUAUUGUUUUAGCAUUUAUCAAAAACAUAUUGUGUAAUACAAAACAAACAUUGUUAAAUAUGAAGCCGUCACUUUACAAAUAUGUAUUAUCAGUUUUUUAUCUACUAUAUUCAGCAGUUCCCUUGCUAAUUUCAGAACUAAACAAGAGCGACCCACAAUUGAAUUUAUAGUUUAUUACUUUUACAAAAUAAAAAUGACAUGUACA